Molecule: messenger RNA, 1240 nt
Organism: Beta vulgaris subsp. vulgaris (sugar beet)
Lineage: Eukaryota; Viridiplantae; Streptophyta; Magnoliopsida; Caryophyllales; Amaranthaceae
Exons: 4
Coding region: 602-1240 (212 amino acids)
Source: RefSeq, a predicted model, not a curated record
AGCAUGUAGAACAAAUACUUUUUAGUGAAAGUAUUGGGUCAGAUCGUCUGACCCAAUACCUUACGUCGGACGGGCUUAGCCCAUCAAAACGCGCGGGUUUUUUUUCCAUAUUUGUCUUCUUUCUUUUUGUUGAUUAGCAGCUUUGUUUAUUUUAAAAAAAACAUUUAACGGUUAUUAGGUUAUAUCUUUUUACGAGUUUGAAACUGUUUUUUCGAUAUCUUCUUGAUUCUCGCUAGUUUUAAAACUGAUUCUUCUUCUUUUUAAAGAAACCGAUAUUUUUAUAUUAAUUACUGAUUAUUUCUAGAAUUUUUCUGGUUCUCUGCUUCUCUGCUUCUCUGCUUCUCUGCUUCUCUGUUGUUGAAAUUUAGCUUGUUUUUUUGUUCGUAAUUCAUUACUGUUGCAUCGCAAAUAUGGUGAAGAGGAUCAGAGAUGAUGGUUCUAGGUAUAAUUUCGUUUGAUUUUUGCUGCAUUUUUUUUUUUCAAAUUCUUAGCGUUUUGUUGUUGUAAUUGUAAUGUAGCCCGAAGUCGAAGAAGGUGAAGAGUGUUGCAUCUUCAGGAAAAAUUUUGGUACUGUCUACUGCUGGGAAGAAGAAAGAGAAAGAUGGUGAUUAUGAUCCAAGAUAAACCAGUUGAGGUUAUAGAUGAUGAUGCCUUUAGGAGGAAAGGUAGUCAGAUAGAGGCUGGAAGUGCCAGGAAGGAUUGGCAUAGGUUCCUUGGUAUUUCUGACCCCAAGAAGCCAUACAUUGGUAGAAAAAAUUGGGAUGAUUUGUUUAAGAAAUAUCAAUCUAGGGAUGAUUUGAAGAAGUUAUUUGUUAUCUUUUCCUUGUCCAAGCUUCUAUGUCCAAUAGCUGAUUUAGGGCCUGUGCUGAAGUGUGCCAAGAGUUUAGAAGAUGUAUCUACGAUUUCAAGCUAUGACUGGUGUGGAUAUAUCUUAAGAAGUCUUUGUGCUGCUGUUUUGGACUGUCAUCAGUGUAUUAUGAUGAAGAAGAAUGAGCUGGGACAGAAGAAAGUAACAUUCAAGCUUCGGGGAUGCAUUAGCGCUUUGACUCUUGCUGAAGAGAAGGAUUUGAGUAGUGUUGUGAAGCAGUUUGAGAUCAACAUGGAUUUUAUUCUGACGGUGAAGCGUGAAAAACAGAAGCUUGAGUUUAAAGCUCCUAAUGUUAGUGCUGCUAGUAGGAAGUCUGACUGCAGAAGCAAGGAAGGGGAGCAAAGCAUAGCAAUGGUUGUUGCAGAGCCUUGA